Messenger RNA from Chaetomium strumarium, 788 nucleotides. RefSeq names its product Sedlin. The transcript is spliced from 2 exons. Gene Ontology annotation, cellular component: nucleus; cytoplasm; TRAPP complex. The coding region runs from base 182 to 676 and encodes 164 amino acids. Gene Ontology annotation, biological process: endoplasmic reticulum to Golgi vesicle-mediated transport. The record is from RefSeq and is a predicted model, not a curated record. NCBI's taxonomy places the organism in Eukaryota, Fungi, Ascomycota, Sordariomycetes, Sordariales, Chaetomiaceae.
CACGACUUUCAUGAACUUGUAUCCGCAUGCGACCGGUCAUCACCACAGCAUAACAUCUUGCGUGUCCGGAUCUCAAAGCGCGCAGCUCGGAUGAUCGAUCGGUAACGCCCAGGCCAUCGAUAUCCAACACUGGACUCGAUCUCGGAGGUGGAAGGAAGGGGGAAAGGCCCGGACUGGGACAAUGAGCUACUACUUCGCAAUAAUCGGCACUCAAGACAACCCUCUCUUCGAGUACGAGUUCGGCACGAGCAAGCAAGGCGGCGAUGGUCAAGCCCGCUUCAGCGAGCAGGCCCGGCACCUGAAUCAGUUCAUUCUGCACAGCAGUUUGGACAUUGUGGAAGAAGCGCAGUGGACGAAUGGCCAGCUAUACUUGAAAGUAAUCGACAGGUUCUUCACCAACUACAUCUCCUGCUUCAUGACAGGUGGCAACGUCAAAUUCCUGUUGUUGCAUCAGCCGACGGCGACAGCGGGCGGGGCGAGCUCAGGUCGCAACUCGACUUCGGUGGGCGCGAACCCGACCAGCCCGCAGACGGAGGAGGCAAUCAAGAACUUCUUUACCGAGGUGUAUGAGAAUUAUGUGAAAGCGAUCAUGAGCCCAUUCUACAAAGUCAACAUGGAGAUUCGGAGUCCGGUGUUUAGGCAGAGGGUUGCGGCUGCGGGGAGGAAGUACUUGUAGCCGCCGGGUCAGGAAAGGAUACCAAUCUGAGUUGUUACGGUCAUGCCACGAUGUUAUGUGUUCAGGUAAUCUCGCAUGAGCGCACUUCGCAGUCACCAAUGUUGCAGAGCAG